AUGCUUCAAUUUCAGACUUUUACGAAGAAUUCACCCCAGUACAAGUACCUUGUAGAUCAGCUUAGGGAUCAUCAAGUAACCCAACGGAUUUAUUCUAAGGCGCCACAGGAAGCUGAACAUGUUGCCAAUCUUUACGCGACAUACUUAUCGAGGACACGAAAAUUGGCCAAACUUGAGGAGCGUUACAAAGGUGGAGAACGGUCGGUAGAAGAAAGCGCUAGGCUUGUUGGUUUAAAUCUACCUGAAAAGAAGGAAUGGACUUGA
Cylicostephanus goldi is the source of this 264-nucleotide messenger RNA. The record is from the annotation of a GenBank genome assembly. NCBI's taxonomy places the organism in Eukaryota, Metazoa, Nematoda, Chromadorea, Rhabditida, Strongylidae.